CCCAACAACUACCUACCCUGUGCUGGCUUGCUUUUUGGUAGAGCGGUAGGUACUAGCUUCACUACAUUGAAGUCACACGUGCUUUUAUAUAGGUUUGUAAUGAUCGAAGAAGAAACUGAAGGGAAGGGAUCAUGUCGGAAGAAGCUGUAGUAAUGGAGAACAAGCAGGUUAUAUUCAAAGGCUACAUAGAUGGAGUUCCUCACGAAACCGACAUGGAAUUCAAGGUCUCCAAAAUAGACCUCAGUAAGGUUCAGGGAUCAGGAUCAGGAUCCAUCAUCGUCAAGAAUCUUUAUCUCUCUUGCGAUCCUUACAUGCGCGGUCGCAUGCGUGAUUUCCGUGAAUCUUAUAUUCCCCCCUUUGUUCCUGGCCAGGCGCUUGAAGGAUUCGGUGUAUGUAAAGUUAUACACUCUGAUAAUCCGAAUUUCAAGCCUGGGGAUUACAUUUCUGGAUUUACGGGCUGGGAGGAGUAUAGUUUGAUCCAAAAAACUGAUCAGUUGAGAAAAGUCCAACCAGAUGAUCACAUUCCUCUCUCCUUCCAUGUCGGUCUUCUUGCACGCCGCAGAAAGGGGAAUAUGUUUUUGUAUCAGCUGCAUCAGGUGCUGUAGGGCAGCUAGUAGGCCAACUUGCCAAGCUUCGUGGCUGCUAUGUAGUUGGAAGUGCUGGCUCAAAGGAAAAGGUUGACCUCCUAAAGAACAAGCUUGGAUUCGACGAAGCUUUUAACUACAAGGAAGAAUCGGACCUGAAUUCAGCUCUACGAAGGUAUUUUCCGCAAGGAAUUGACAUAUACUUUGACAAUGUGGGUGGGGAAAUGCUUGAUGCUGCACUACUCAACAUGAGGAUUCAUGGUAGGAUUGCAGUUUGUGGGAUGGUGUCUCAGCAGAGCCUUUCUGAGCCCAAAGGGAUUUACAACUUAAUGAAUCUUAUUAUAAAGCGCAUCAAGAUGCAGGGGUUUUUGCAGAGCGAUUACUUGCACUUGUAUCCGCGCUUCUUGGAAGACGUUUCCAGAUACUACAAGGAAGGAAAGAUUGUUUACAUUGAAGACAUGAAUGAAGGCUUGGAAAGUGCUCCAUCCGCUUUUGUUGGACUUUUCCUUGGCAAGAAUGUUGGCAAACAAGUCAUUCGUGUCGCCCAUGAAUGAAUGAUCACUUUUCAUGCUUACUAUGUUGUAAUCAUAUAUAUAUUCAUUGAAAAUUUGUUGGGUGAACUUGACCAGCUGAGAGAGAAACAGAGAUUCUACCAUGCUAGCAAAAUUCUUGCUCCAUAGUGUGUGUAAUGGGGAGUGGAUCUUCUCGAGUGGAGAAAAAACUAGAUGGUGUCAAUUGUUUAAUAUCACCUUUCAUUGUUCUCUCUCUCAUAUUUAUUUUUAGUUCCAUUUAUAAAAUUAAUAGUGAGAUAUCACACUUUAUCUCAAGUGUUAAAAAAAUUGAAAGGAUCCAUUUCCUCUGUAAUGUGUUAUUGUCUUUUAUGCAAAGCCUUAUUUUCUC
Arachis ipaensis is the source of this 1484-nucleotide messenger RNA. The record is from RefSeq and is a predicted model, not a curated record. NCBI's taxonomy places the organism in Eukaryota, Viridiplantae, Streptophyta, Magnoliopsida, Fabales, Fabaceae.